UGUGACUCGUGGAGAGGUUGGUAAAGGUUAGGAUAUGCAGCCAUGUUUCACCAAAUUUAGGUCCCCAAAGGCAUUAAUUCGUCAAAUAUUUCUCUCCGCGAUCACUUUGUCCAGGAAAAUGGAGUUGUUUGUUGGCUCCGAACACUCCGAUCUGUAUCAGAAGUACCGACCCACAUAUCCCCCAGAACUCUAUGCUUUUAUUGCCAAUUUCUGCAAAACUGGGAGAGGGAGUUUAGAUACGGCGGUUGAUGUUGGGUGUGGGACGGGCCUAAGCACCCUCCCGCUUUGUAAAUACUUCAAUAAAGUGAUCGGAGUUGAUGUUAGCGAGACCCAAAUAAACACAGCACGGACAACACACAGACAAAGUAAUUUGAUGUUCCAUACAAGCAAUGGAGAACAACUUCAGUUCUUGUCCGACUGCAGCGUCGAUUUGGUGACGGUUGCUCAGGCAAUGCACUGGAUAGAACCGGAACCAUUCUACAGGGAGGUAACAAGGAUUCUGAGGCCCAGUGGUAGUCUUGUAGUUUACGGGUACGGGAUUAAUACGAUUGAUAGUAACGAGGGCAACAAGAUCAUAGAUAAAUUUUACAGUCAUGACUUGGAGGGUUUCUGGGACUCGAGGAGACGCCAUAUUGAUAAUUUGUAUCAGGAAAUAAGUCUUCCAUUCUCCGGGUCGGAGAGGAUCUCAGACUUUGUCAUACAGAACAGAUGGUCAGUUAGUGACGUGGUGGGAUAUCUCUCUACGUGGUCAGCCUGGCAGCGAUAUCUAAAACAACACCCUGAUUCCAACUUACUGGUGGAAAUUCAGCGUCAUUUGGAAAAUAUUUACCAGGACCAAAAGAUAACCAUUACAUGGCCUGUGUUUGUUUUACUUGGAAGAAAGGAAUCCGAAAAGAAACCGUAACAUUAGAUAAUUGUUACAGAAAGGACGAUUCUAAUUUUAGAAGAAAAUAAAGGUUGUGAUGUUUCAGCAUGAAUCAAAGAAAAUACAUUUUCAUGGAAAAGUUUUAGCAGAUGUUAUUAUUGUCCCGGUGAAAA
Molecule: messenger RNA, 1038 nt
Organism: Saccostrea echinata
Lineage: Eukaryota; Metazoa; Mollusca; Bivalvia; Ostreida; Ostreidae
Product: putative methyltransferase DDB_G0268948
Exons: 6
Coding region: 35-904 (289 amino acids)
Molecular function (GO): S-adenosylmethionine-dependent methyltransferase activity
Source: RefSeq, a predicted model, not a curated record